AAGGUACGCAAACGCGUCUUUAAAGGAAUACCGGAGAAGAUUCGUGGACAGGUCUGGUGUAAGCUUCUCAAUCUCGAGCAUGUGAUGAAGGCCGAAGAGGGCAAGUACAAGAAGAUGCUGGAGCUGGCUCGCAACUGGAGCACGGAAGCGCGUCAGAUUGAUAAGGACGUAAAUCGACAGUUUCGGGAUCACAUUUUCUACCGCGAGCGUUACAGUGACAUGCAGAAGAGUUUGUAAGUACUGGUAGCAUACAGUAUGUACAAUUCGGAGGUUGGCUACUCAGGAAUGUCCGGACUAGCAGGAGUGCUGCUGAUGUACUUGAAAGAAGAGGAGGCAUUCUGGGCACUAAGCGUCCUGCUGGCGGAUGCAAAGUUCGCAAUGCAUGGUCUAUUCAUCGAAGGCUUCCCGAAGUUGACCCGUUUUCUAGCACAUCACGACAAAAUCAUAACCAAAUUCAUACCAAAGCUUAAGAAACACUUUGAUCAGUGCAAUCUCGACUCGAUCCUGUACUCGUUAAAAUGGUUCUUUGUUGUGUUUAUCGAAAGGAUUCCGUUCAGUUUGUGUUUGCGCGUUUGGGACAUUUAUCUGCUCGAUGGAGAAAAGGUGGUCACAGCAAUGGCUUAUAACAUACUGCGUAUGCACAAGCAAUAUAUACUGAAGCUACGGGAUAUGGAUCAAAUUGUGCAGUAUAUACAGACACGGCUAUGUGAAGAUUUUGGCUACGACGACGAUACGGUAAUUAAGAAUCUAGAGCAAUGCAUGGAGGAACUGCGUAAGGCAGGUUUAGACCUGCCACCGCCACCGAGUGAAAUCGAACUUCCGAAAAAAGAAUUCGGCGUAUUCGUGGAGCCCACUGCGGCCGCACAGAUUGGACGACGAAAGCAGGAAUUUAGCGAAACAGAAAAAGAAGUCACAGAAACAGUAAAGCUCAAGCGUGAAAUAACCGAACAGGAAAUUGCGAAUCUCAAUCGAAUCGCUACCGCUCCAGGAGGUUCAACACAACAGCUAAAUACAGUACACAUUCCAGAGUCGGAAGAUGGUGGAUCGCUUCUAGGAAGCUCACGUAAAUCGCUGGCCGAUACCUCCGUUACAUCCACCGCUGAUUUGAGCGUGCUCUCCGGUGGGCAAAGCCAGCGGUCACACCAAGCUUUCGAUUUCUGCGUCGACGAACAGAAUAUCAUACCAAGUGAGGACGAGGGCGAUGGAGAAAGCAGUCCAGUAUCAAGGCGAAAACAAUCGUCGGUGCCAUCGGCGUCGCAUGGUACCAGUAGUGGUGCCGCGAACGCCACCGCCUCCACCUCCACGACGAGGACGGUCAGGCUUAGAAGUGCAACAUCCGCCAUCGGUGCAACGAGUGUGGUAGAGCGUAGUCCUUCAGCCCUCCAGCUAAUGACUCCUCGAGCAAUGUCUCCACACGAUGUAGUGCGCAUUUACGUACCACCAGCACCGCCAGAAGAGCUACAUCACGGGACAUUAGGCUUUGAGACGUCCUCCAGCAUCAAUAAUCACGAUCGGCCAACGGUAUCCAGCGCAAAUGGGACGGAACUGCGCCGUAAUCGUUCUUCGCGUGCCAGUUACAACGACGAGGACGAAGACGAAGAGUCAAAAACGCGUCGAAACAGUGAGAUUGAUCUGUAUCUACAACAAUCGAUUAGUUCAAAAAUGACCGGAGCAACAACGGCCAACGGUAAUGUAACGGCCGGUUAUGGAAGUGGCAGAUUUUCGAAUUACGCUAGUGGCGAUUUUCAGGGUCAGCAGCAACCGUCUGCAUACCCUGCGGCACCAUUGUCUCCGUCUGCGUCCCAGAAUUACGCUUCGAAUGGACGUUCCACGUCGUCGUCCCGGCGUGGCAGUAUGUCAAGGAAAUCACCAGCACCGACGCUGGACAGUGAAUUCAUCAUCGAGUGUAGCCACCUUAAAAACCGCAAAUAUGUGCCACCGGAUCAUCACAGCAGCCACAACAGCCUGGUGCUGAGCGUUGGCGGUGGUUUACCAAUGUACGGUAGCCGCAACGGUUCAGAAUCUAACAUACAUCGCAUGACAUCGUUCGAGGAGCUGGCUAAGGCGAAACUACAGCAGCACCUAUCCGGCAGCAGUGGCAGUGGGGCAAUCGCGGGCAGUAGCAGUAGCUUGUUGAAAACUACCACGGAAGACGCUUAUGUUGUGCGACAAACGGUAUCGGUAACGAAGACGUCCGGAUCUAUCAACCGAAUGGCGAGAAGCGAAAUCUAUGAGUCGAUUGAAAGCAGAGAAGAAUCGCACUAUGAUAGUCCUCGCCGCCAACGGCAACCAGAUAAUACGCCGUCUGAUUUGUACGAAGGCGCCGGUAGUCCGAUGCAUAGUCAAAAAACUUCCCGCGGUCACAAAAGCGAUUACAACAUUCAGUAUCGAAAUCUGUCGCCGCAGGACGCCAGUGCUGGCGCACCAAUGUCACCGAUGAGUGACGGUGGAGGCGAUUGGGUGGAAUAUCGACAGAUGAAAGCAUCCUCCCGGCAAAACAGUGGCAAUGAUAGUUCGCCGUUUGAUUACGAUCCAUUACCCACGGACGGUGCAGUGAUUGUCGCCAAGAAACGCUACAAUCGGUUCUUCAACAACGACGAGGAUGAGGAUGAGUAUGAAGAAGAUGAGACGACGAAUGGCAGUACCACGGUGGCCACUCACCGACAUCGGGAAGAUGAAGACAAGUUACUGACUAAAUCGUCCGAUGAUUCAUCCACCAGCCCUCCUCUAGUUAGUCGCCCUUCACAGUUGCCCCACUAUCAGCGAUCAAGUGCUGGGUCCGGUGCGGGUAGUCACCAACGUCAGCGACCUCGCCAAAGACAACCACCAAUCGUGUCGCACUCCCAGCCUCAGAAUGGUACGACGCCAACAAAUGAAACGGUACCGCUUUUACCCGUGUCUCCAACGAGCAGCAGCAAUUUAACUGGCAAAAAGGCAUCACACUUCAUUCCACUGGUACGUUCUGACGGUACCGCCAGCCCUCUACCAUCAUCGGCCAUUCCCAUCAGUAGUAUUAAGCGUAAGAUUUCGUCCGAAUCUUCAUAUUGUCCAGCGAGUUCGUCGACCACCAGCACACCAACCGGCACGCGACGUCGUGACUCGAACGCUUCAGCCAACGGAAUCCAGUCUCCACCGGCCGGUAGCCACUCGCGUAUUCCCGUUGGGUUGAAAUCACCCACAUCGCCAACGGGAUCGCUACAAGGCUCUUUUCGCUCCGGCAUACCGACACAGAAAACCUCAAGAUUGCCCACUUCCAAACCAACGGAUGUUGGCGAACGUUUGCCUAAGUAUCAGUACGGUACGGCUUCAGGGCCGGCAUCGUUAGCUCUCUCACCACCGGUAUCGUCGCUUCAAAGAGCAGGAAGCGCCCAAGCAGGCGAAUAUUCUACCACCAUACUAGGAUCGUCCCGUUCGGCUCAUCAGAUCCAUUCGGACUCGAAUAAGAUUCGCAUUCAGAUUAAUCCUUCACAGUCGUACAGCAACAGCAGCACGACGGGAGGACAAAUUUGAGCUUACUGCCCGUAACAACCAGCAUUAUUUACGUUUCCUUUUUAGAACUCUAGAGCAAUAGAGAUGAUAGAUGAGUAGAGGUUUAUCGAGUAUUUAAAGCACGAGUCCAAAUGGUGUGUAUAAGACCAUUAGAAAAAGAAGUUUGUUGAUCUGAUGGGAUUCUCAAUAGAUGCUACUUACACAAACAACAGAGAUAAGACAUGUAGCCCAUACCAAUUCCUUGGUUAGAAUUUUAGUAUAUAUUUUUUAAUUAAUGUCGAAUGCGGAUGCUAAUUUAAGAUGUCUAGCUUUGCUCGAAUCUGCUUUCUCCGCCCAUUCAAAUGCAUUCCAUUUUCUAUAGCGCAUAAUGCAACCCAAAUAUAUGAUGUAAGUUCGUUACUCAAUUUGUUUCCUUAACCUGCAGAAGGAGCUCUCUAGCUUAUUAUUUACAUUUCGAUAUUAUUAAAGUUUCAAAUUCGAAACAUUAGAAACCCUUUGCUUGUUUGCUUGUUUCCGUUUUCCGAGCGGUGCGGACUGCAUUCCUGAACCAGUCUGUAAAAAUGCUACUUUCAAGCAAAAAGAAUUUUCUUCCCGUCCGGUCAUACCCUAAGGUAAGCGAAAGAGAGUAGUGCUGUUCAGUGGAUAUUACAUUUCUCUUCCUGCAAAGCAAUAACAAAAGUGACUGAUAUUUGUCUAUAGGUUUUAAUCCGCUAGCUUCAAAAGAAAAAUAUUUUAUAAACCGCAGGAUUAGUUCGCAUGGGUCCGCGGUUCUCUUUCAAAACAUUUUGUGGCCGUCAAUAUGACAUCUAAAUGUUUUUUUUUUUUUUUUUUUUUUUUUUUAUGAGCGGAGAACCUAAACUUGGAUCCGCAUUUAUCGUGCGACAAUGGUACAAUAACAAUGUCGACAAUAUCGAAUAUCGUCUACAUUAACGUGACAGUUCACCGUAACCCGAAGCCCGAAGAGGGAAGUUAGGAAAAAAGAAAGUAAAUUAUCGCUACUUUGCAAAGCCUUUGCCUGUUCCAUAAUGUUUGAUGAAGUUUGUCCUUGCUAUAUAUAUGCAUAUACGAUUCGAAUCGAACAUGACCAUGUACGCAUAGCGCAAGAAACUGUUAAUUCUAGGGGCAUAAAUCAAACCGUUUCAAACCACUCGAAUGAUGUUAGCAUCGAAUGAAAUUCGAAGUAGAUAAAAUGCAUUUCAUCUUGUUACACUCACAAAGUUUCGUUAUCAAUCUGCCCCUACUCGUAGAGAGAUUGUAAAAUCGACGUGAUGCAGUACAUGUGUAUGUGUGUGUGUGUGUGUAUAACAUAAGUUUCGAUGGCAAACAGCCACCGAUGGUUCCGGUGUCCUGCUUUUUGCCUUAGGCGGGGUGGAGAAAGCAAUGCGCUAAAGAGAAGACAGAUGCUAUUCAUAUAUGCAAUAUAUGCAUAUAUUUUCCACAGAGCUAUGCAAAGGACAGAAGAAUAGAUGCGUCUUAAAACAGUAGUACCCUGCAUUGGUUUGUUUGAUAACUACGACUCAAUCCUGUUUGUAGAACCGAAAUAACGCCAAAACAUUAUUCCAUUAACCGUUAAAUUACAGACCCAUCUACUAUAAAAUUUUGCACUAAACGUAGGAAUGUGCAAUUCCAAUAGCAACAAUGGUACUAAACAAAUGUAAAUUGCCAACCGUAUUAAAACGAAGACAGAAGAGAAUACGUGGGAACGCAGUUCAAGUUUCGAAAAGUUAGUAAUUGAUUUGAAGAUAGAUAUUUAUUUUACCCCUGAUCUUCAUUUCUACACACAUACACUUAAAGAAACGGGUUUAAUUUUCUUUUCUCACUUCACCAAAAACAAAAACCGCAUCCCCCCGAACGAUGCAAAACAAUUCAAAGACUUUCCACUGAAUGUGUGUACUAGUGUUUACGCUGAAGCGCAUUUUUUUAAAUAAAAAAACAAAAUAUAAAACAAGUUACUGCGUUGA
Messenger RNA from Anopheles merus, 5450 nucleotides. RefSeq lists its product as uncharacterized. NCBI's taxonomy places the organism in Eukaryota, Metazoa, Arthropoda, Insecta, Diptera, Culicidae. The record is from RefSeq and is a predicted model, not a curated record.